This is a messenger RNA of Fusarium oxysporum Fo47, 1569 nucleotides long. Its product is annotated as carotenoid oxygenase. Gene Ontology annotation, biological process: carotene catabolic process. NCBI's taxonomy places the organism in Eukaryota, Fungi, Ascomycota, Sordariomycetes, Hypocreales, Nectriaceae. Gene Ontology annotation, molecular function: carotenoid dioxygenase activity. The transcript has a single exon. The record is from RefSeq and is a predicted model, not a curated record. The coding region runs from base 1 to 1569 and encodes 522 amino acids.
AUGUCCCCACCUGAAGAACAUCAUGGCCUCAAGUCCAAAUGGCCCCAAGCCUUCGAUCUCGCAGGCUCCAACUCCCCUUGUCGAAUUGAAGGAGAGCUCAGUGAUCUCGUUGUCCUCGGCGAAAUUCCACCUGCCAUCGACGGAACAUUCUACCGAGUUAUGUGCGAUCCCUUCGUCCCUCCUCACCCCAACAAUGUGCCCCUUGACGGCGAUGGUCACGUCUCUGCCUUCAGGAUCCACAACGGUCAAGUUGACAUGAAGAUCAAGUAUGUUGAGACAGAACGAUAUAAGCUUGAAAGAAAAGCCGGAAAGGCUUUGUUCGGUCUCUACAGAAAUCCCUUUACGCAUCAUCCCUGCGUGAGAGCAGCCGUUGACUCAACUGCCAACACGAACAUGGUCUACUGGGCGAAUCGUCUCUUGGCGCUUAAAGAAUCUGCGCUUCCUUACGAGAUGCAUCCUGAUACCCUCGAGACUCUCUGCUACGAUCCGUUUGGAGGUCAGGUCAAGGCAAAAGCAUUUACAGCGCAUCCCAAAAUUGACCCAUUCUCCAAUGAACUCGUUGUCUAUGGGUACGAGGCCAAGGGUCUAGCGACUAGAGAUAUAGUCAUUUAUUCUCUCGACAAGAGCGGCAUUAAGCAUGAUGAGCAAUGGAUUGAGUCUCCCUGGUGCGCUCCCAUCCAUGACUGCGUCAUUACACCAAAUUUCAUCGUUCUCAUUCUUUGGCCGUUUGAAGCGAAUGUGGAGAGGAUGAAAGCGGGCAAGCAGCAUUGGGCUUGGGAUUACAACCUUCCAGCUACUUUCAUCGUUGUUCCUCGUCGCAAGACCUCCAAGGUGCCAGCUUCCUGGAAGCAAGGAGAGCAUCGAGUCUACCACUGGAAGAAUUGUAUGAAUAUCCAUGCAGGCAGCGCUUGGGAGGAGGAUAAUGGAAAACUGUAUCUCGAGUCAUCUCGGGUUCACGACAAUGCUUUCCCAUUUUUCCCGCCUGAGGACGGGAGAAUGCCAGCUCCAGACGCCAAAGCUGACUUUGUUCGUUGGGAGAUCGACCUCAAUGCCCCAAGUGGGACCCAGCUGGUAGAUCCAGAGAUUAUCCUCGACGUGCCAUCCGAGUUCCCACGAAUUGACGAGCGUUUCAUGACCAAGAGAAAUGAAUACAUAUUCUUGAAUGUCUUCAUCCCCGAGACUUCCCAAGGUGGCAAAAAUAUCUUCCACGGACUGAAUGGAUUGGCAAUGCACAGUCACAGCACUGGCGAAACUAAGUGGUUCUUUGCAGGCAAGGACUCUCUCGUCCAGGAACCAAUUUUUAUUCCUCGUACUCCUGAUGCGCCCGAAGGGGAUGGAUGGAUCAUCGCUAUGCUUGAGAGACGCGUUGCCAAUCGGAGUGAACUUGUCGUUCUUGACACCAAAGAGUUUGAGAAGCCUGUUGCUUUUAUACAGCUUCCUAUGCAUCUUAAGACUCAGGUCCAUGGGAAUUGGAUUGACAGUAGGACGCGGGCAUCUACAGAGGCAAUUGUAAGGCAGAUUGGUCAAGUCAAGAUCAGUGGAAGAGGAGCUCUUGAGCCUUUGGCAUGA